AUAUGUGGUGGUAAAAUGUUGUCGGCUUUCUGACCGGGAGUGAUUUGUAAAUGAAAAAAAGUGUGGUUAGAAGUAAUAUUAAUUGAAAAUUAUUAAAUCAGAUAUGACAACUAGAAUACUAUAUACAAAGGGUGCUAGAGUAUGGAUUCCAGAUCCUGUUGUAGUUUGGAAAGCAGCUGAAGUAACAGAAGAUUUUAGUGAAAAUAUUCUUUCAAUUGAAUAUGAAGAUGGACAAAAGGAAAUAUUACAAAUUGAAGGAAAUGAUAAAUUACCCCCAUUAAGGAAUCCAGAAAUUUUAAUUGGUGAAAAUGAUCUCACAUCUUUAUCUUAUCUUCAUGAACCAGCUGUUUUAUAUAAUCUUCAAGUUCGUUUUUGUAAUCAAAAUGCUAUUUAUACAUACUGUGGUAUUGUCCUUGUUGCGAUUAAUCCUUAUGAAGAAUUACCAAUAUAUGGAAAUGAUACGAUUUUUGCAUAUCGAGGCCAAGCGAUGGGAGAUCUGGAUCCUCAUAUUUUUGCUGUGGCAGAAGAAGCAUAUACACAAAUGGAAAGGGAAAAUGAAAAUCAAUCUAUUAUUGUUAGUGGAGAAUCUGGAGCUGGAAAAACAGUUUCCGCGAAGUAUGCUAUGAGAUAUUUUGCAACAGUUGGCGGUUCUUCAACAGAAACACAAAUAGAAAAGAAAGUUCUUGCAUCAAAUCCCAUAAUGGAGGCUAUUGGAAAUGCUAAAACAACAAGAAAUGAUAAUAGUUCAAGAUUUGGAAAAUAUAUUGAAAUAGAUUUUAAUCAAAAGUAUCAUAUUAUUGGAGCUAAUAUGAGAACAUACUUACUAGAAAAAUCUCGUGUAGUUUUUCAAGCAUCAGAAGAGCGUAAUUAUCAUGUUUUUUAUCAGUUAUGUGCUUCUGCAGACUUAGAAGAAUUAGCUGAUCUUCAAUUAAGUGAUCAAAGAACUUUUCAUUAUACAAACCAAGGAGAUUCUCCAAUUAUUUCUGGGAUUGAUGAUGCUAAAAAUUUUCAAGAAACAAAAAAUGCUCUUAGAUUAUUAGGAUUUUCAGAAAGUCAGCAAAUGUCAAUAUUUAGGAUUCUUGCAUCAAUUCUUCAUUUAGGAAAUGUAAAUAUAGUUGAAGGUGGAGAAACAGGAGAUGAUACAGAAUGUUGUUCAGUUUCUGAAAAUGAUCCUCAUUUGUUAGUAAUGACAGAACUUCUUGGAAUUGAUUAUAAUCAACUCAGUCUCUGGAUCUGCAAUAGAAAAAUUCAAAGUAUGAGAGAAAUAAUAACAAAACCAAUGACUCCAGAUCAGGCUGUAUUUUCUAGAGAUGCUUUAGCAAAGCACAUCUAUGCUUGUUUGUUUAAUUGGAUUGUAUCUCAAAUAAAUAAAUCACUUGCAUCAAGUGAUAAAAUAAAUAGAUUUAUAGGAGUUUUAGAUAUUUAUGGGUAA
Messenger RNA from Centruroides sculpturatus (bark scorpion), 1432 nucleotides. RefSeq names its product unconventional myosin-Va-like. NCBI's taxonomy places the organism in Eukaryota, Metazoa, Arthropoda, Arachnida, Scorpiones, Buthidae. Gene Ontology annotation, molecular function: ATP binding; actin filament binding; microfilament motor activity. The transcript is spliced from 11 exons. Gene Ontology annotation, cellular component: actin cytoskeleton; myosin complex; cytoplasm. Bases 104 to 1432 code for a protein of 442 amino acids. The record is from RefSeq and is a predicted model, not a curated record. Gene Ontology annotation, biological process: actin filament organization; vesicle transport along actin filament.